ACGUAUCUGUUAAGGUCUGUCUAUCGCAUACCAUAAAAUGCUCCUGACCUAUUUUAAUGAGGGGCACUUUCGCUUAGCAUUUUAUGAAGAAUCAAACAUUUCUUUAUUGGUCAUUUUAGAAAACAAUGCAAACGAGAUACCUGUUUAUCAUUACUGGUCACAUCACCGUCCCAAAUGUGAUCUCCUUAAAAUGAGAUACACUAUUUUGAAAAAAAAUGUCUGCAAGUAUUUGAAGGCGAUUCAAUGCCAAUAAUGCGAGUGAGAUUGUCUUCGUGGAGCCGUAGUUUCUACAUUUUCCAAGGUGGCAAAAUUAGGUGGUUAGUAAAGUGGUGUGGUUAUUCUAACACUGUCCCCGAUCAGCGAGGUGAGCGGGUGCUUUAAUUAGGUGGAGCGCGGUAGCAGUUGGCUUCUGCCGUCAGGUUGCAGUGAGCCAAAGAGCAAUGCUUCACAUGGGACUUGGCGUGGGGCAGAUGGUGUCUCGAGCCUGGAAGCGGGCCGUUGCUUUUGGAACGCGGACCCAUUGUCUCGACACGGGGGAGACGGUCGAAGGCGCUCGCGAGGCUCUCCUCGAGACCGCCAGAGUGGACCGCUUCGGGGCGGUCACUGCCCAUCUAGAGCCCAGGCACUUCUCACCGGAACUGGACGAGAUCACAUUUCAAAACAUACUACAGGAUGCUAUCAAGCACUGGAAAGCAGAAGGCAGGGUGGCAGUCUGGCUGCAUGUUCCUAUACUCCAGAGCAGGUUUAUACCUGGAGCAGCUGCUCAAGGUUUUACAUUUCACCACGCGGAAAAGAACCAAUCCACGUUGGCACUGUGGCUAGCUAAAGGGGAAAGCAGGCUUCCUGCUUAUGCCACACAUCAAGUUGGCGUGGCAGGUGCUGUGUUUGAUGAAGCCACUGGUAAAGUUCUGGUUGUGCAAGAUAAGAAUAAGACAAAAAAUGCUUGGAAGUUUCCAGGAGGCCUCUCUGAUCUGGGUGAAGAUAUUGAUUCCAACAUCUACAGUAAUUUUCUCCUACAAGCGAUUUUAGAGGUUGGAAGAUGGAGACUGCUGAGGCAAGCAAUGGAAUUGUCAAAUGUGGAGGCAGAAUUUUCCCAGCCCAGCAUGGCAAUGCCAAGGAAGUUCGAAAAACAUGGCAAAAUCCAAAAUCAGAUUCUCAACAUGGAGAAAAAUUUGAAUUUUGCCCUCGAGUUCUGAAUGUUGCCAGUUAAGCAGCAACUACCUUAUUUCCAAGCAUUUGCAUCCCAUUAUUGAUUGAUCUUGCCUCAUUUACAUGCACCUCACAUUCUCCCAUCCACAGGCGAGGAACCAGAUGGUGCCAAUUGUCAAAGUGGUCACCUGGCUCAUAAUUUGUUUCUUUGGGCCCUCAUUGUAAAAGGUCCAUUCACCAUCACAUUACAAACUCCAUGGACAUCAUUCCCGUCCAGCCAUCGUUUACAGAAGUCAAUAAUCGGCAAAACACAAGCCUCACCAUAUUAUAACUGAAGUUGUCUUUCAACUGUACAAGAGCUUGGUUAGACCGCACCUAGAAUACUGUGAGCAGUUUUAGACUAUUUCAGGAAAGAUAUUAUUGCCAGAGUGCAAUAAAUUUUCAGCUGACUUGUUCUCAGGAUGUUGAGAGAUCAGGCAAAUUAGGCUUGUAUUCUCUAGAUUUUUUAAGAAUGAGUGACAAUUUCAUUGAAACCUACAAAAUAUUUAAAAGGGAUAAACAGGGUAGCUGCAAGCAAGAUUAUUAAUCUAAAACCUGGGGGCACAAUUUAAAAAGAAAUGAGACAACUUAAUUUCUCCUUAUCUCAGACUGUUUACUCAGAAGAUUGUGAACCUUUGGAAAUUUUCAACCAUAGAGGGCUAUGAAUGUCCAAUGUCCAAGGCAGAAACUGAUAGAUUUCAGACUGCCUAUAUACCUGUGGGCAGGGUUAGAGAGAGAGUAAGUAAAAGGCAUUGAAAUGUUCAAUCAAUCGUGACUGUAUUGAAUGGCGGGGCGGGUUCAACAGGCUGAAUGGCCUACGCCUGUUCUUAUGUUCUGCGAUCUCAAACUAACUUUUAAUAAACUUCAGCACUUGACUAAUGCACUUUGAGUACACAGCGAUUGACAGGAGCAUUGUAGAAACAUCAACCCAUCUCAUGCAUCUGCACAGGAUGUGUUUUAUGGCUGUUCUCAGAGCAGGAAAAGCAGAGGAUGGAAGGAGUCUGGGAGAAGUGACCAAAAGCCAUUGGAGUGGAGACAAGGAUGUUACUGUCUAAUGGCAGAGAGAGAUGACCCAUGCGGAACUCAAAAUCAUCAGCUGCCUUCAACCCUGCUGUGCAUCUGAUUUGUUCCAAGGAAAGUUAAUAACCUAGGGCUUUAUGUAUGUUAAGGCUGGCUGUAUCUAGUGGUACUGGCAGAGCUUAGGAAAAGGAUGGCUCUCCUCUCCACCACCUCUUCCAGGUCCUUCUUUCUGAAGCAAGAUGCCUGCUUCCAUUCCUGCCUGGGGCAAUGCCCUACAUGAUAAACAUCAAGCAAUGUAGGGGCCAGUUCCUGGCUUGCACCAAUUGAAGUGGCGAGUUUAAAUGUGCUGCCAUUGAUGUGAAUGAUGGAAGGUCCCAGAAGCGGUGAGCACGUCCACCCCUUACCUUUGGCAGUAGAGCCCAAAUGCAUAAUUCAUGGAGGUGAGUAGCAGACUAUAGUGGAAGAAAAGUUGCUGUGAGCGUUGAAAGGAAACCUACCAUGAAACUCCCCAAAAAUAAACUUAUCCUAAAAAUAGGCAAUUCAGCACUUAGUGUAGUAAAGUUUAUUGUGGCUUGUUCAAAACUGGAAUCUAGUGGCUUUGUUCCAUUACUACAUAGCUGGAAUCUCUCACUUUAUCCACUUUUUUUUCAGAAAAAAGGAAGGGUUAUGAGUCCCUGGCUAGACCAACAUCAAUUUGGCAGUCUAGUCUGUGAUUACCACAUGCAUGCUGAAACGAAGUGCAAUGGACGGUGACAUACAUAAACCUUCAAAAAAGGUGUAAGGACACAUUAAUAAGGCCAUUAAACAGAAAAGUAUUUGGGAUCUUUGGUUUGAUAAAUAGAGAGCUCAGGCUGACCUCCCAAAAAGAAAAAAAAAUGUGGUUUUCAGGUCAAGUGGAUCAAAAAAGUGCUUAAAAUUAUGAAACCUGAAUCUAACCCAUCUGGAACUUGUCCACUUAAUAAAGGAAAGGGGUGGACAGGUUAUCAAUCCAUUUGCAGGAAUUAGGUCCCUCAUUUAAAAGCUUUUGAAUGAGUUUGCAUGCCUUUUUAUCUUUAAAGAAGUUUUACCACUGAUCAGCUAGUUUCCCAACAGCUAAAGGAACGGAAGGUUUAAAUACCUUGCCAGCACUGCCCACGUGUCUGGAAACUCAGGAAUAUUCCCAUCAGCCGACCAACCCAAAGUUUCUCACCAUCCAUCCUCUCAGACAGACAGCUUCUGACUGCGCCUUUAACUCCCUCCACAUAAGAGCUAGACUUCUGACUACCCUCUACCACUUUCAUUCAGCAAACACAUUUUUAAUAGCUAAGCCACAUAUGAAUGAUAAAUUUAGUUUAUUGUGAAGCUAUGCAAGCCUACUUCUCAGACUGAUA
Messenger RNA from Rhincodon typus (whale shark), 3578 nucleotides. RefSeq names its product nudix (nucleoside diphosphate linked moiety X)-type motif 6 (gene nudt6). The transcript has 6 exons. NCBI's taxonomy places the organism in Eukaryota, Metazoa, Chordata, Chondrichthyes, Orectolobiformes, Rhincodontidae. Gene Ontology annotation, molecular function: NAD binding; ADP-ribose diphosphatase activity; NADH pyrophosphatase activity. Bases 441 to 1196 code for a protein of 251 amino acids. The record is from RefSeq and is a predicted model, not a curated record.